UGCUAGUGCUGACAGAUCGGGGCUACAAAUACCAAUUAGCAGCUGUGCUGUGCGUCCUGCGCGCUGUGUAACUGGUGUCAGUGCUCCCCGGCCGUAGGACGGGUGAGAGCAGCAGCAGGAGGGGCAGAGGCUGGAGAGGGGGAGUGCAGGCAGAGGCAGGGAGCUCUCACAUCCGAAGUGGGAAAGUUUUUGGGAAAGAGGAAAAAAAGCUGGUGAUUACCUGGCCGUGCACAGGGCUGGAUUACACGCACUUCUCUCUGCGAGUCAGGGGGCAUGUCAUAGUCCCUGCUGCUGUAUGUCAGAGACUGCUCCUGGUCUCCAGAGACUACCGGGGUGUCGGAGUGGGUGUAUGUGCAGGAGACGGCCUGGGUGUAUAUGAGACAGACUGCUAGUCCAUAGGAGACACAUCGCUGAGCGCUGCGGAGACAUGGCAGACAAGCGGAGGUCGCCGUGCACCAUGAGUCUGAGAGCUCACGCCUUCUCCGUGGAGGCUCUUAUCGGGGCAGAGAAGCAGCAGAAGAAGCGCAGGAAGCUGGAGGAUGGCUCCGGGGAGAGGACGUCUGCCGAAAUCUCUGAGCUGCCCUCCCUACCGCCAUCCGGAGUGACGGAGCUGGAGCACUCUGUGUGCAGCAUGCUGGCCUCCAACUCUCCCAGUGAGGACGGAUAUAAUGGAGUGAAGACAGCAGCUGGCACUUGCAGUUCUCCCCUGACCUCCACUGUGGUGUCAGGGCCAGGAGGGACUGUUCCCCCGGUCAGUCGUGUGGAUCUGCAGGGAGCGGAGCUGUGGAAACGUUUCCAUGAGAUCGGGACAGAAAUGAUCAUUACCAAGGCCGGGAGGCGGAUGUUUCCAGCAAUGAGAGUGAAGAUCUCUGGGCUAGAUCCACAUCAGCAAUACUACAUAGCCAUGGAUAUAGUGCCAGUGGAUAAUAAAAGAUACCGUUAUGUCUACCAUAGUUCAAAAUGGAUGGUUGCAGGCAAUGCAGACUCCCCAGUCCCUCCACGCGUUUAUAUCCACCCGGAUUCCCCAGCUUCUGGUGAGACCUGGAUGAGACAGGUCAUCAGUUUUGACAAACUAAAACUCACCAAUAAUGAACUGGAUGACCAAGGCCAUAUUAUUCUACAUUCGAUGCACAAAUAUCAGCCACGUGUCCACGUGAUUCGGAAAGAUUGCGGUGAUGAACUGUCUCCCGUAAAACCAAUUCCAACAGGAGAAGGAGAGAAAGCGUUCACAUUCCCUGAAACAAUAUUUACCACAGUGACAGCUUACCAGAAUCAACAGAUAACGCGUUUGAAAAUUGAUAGAAAUCCAUUUGCCAAAGGAUUUAGGGAUUCUGGGCGAAACAGGAUGGGGUUGGAAGCCCUUGUGGAGUCUUAUGCAUUUUGGAGACCAUCCUUGAGGACACUAACAUUUGAGGACAUACCUGGUAUUCCAAAACAAGGAAAUGCAGGAGCUUCCUCUUUAUUGUCUGGACAUGGAUCAGCAGCUACUCAUCCUCACUUAUUGCCAGGUUCCCCAUGCACUUCUCCUACAUUUCAUCUAGGAGCAAAUACAAGUCAGCUUUGCAGUCUGAAUCCAGCAGAUUAUUCAUCUUGUGGCAGAUCCAGCCUGGCACUUAACAGAUACAGCACAUCUCUUGCUGAAACAUACAACAGACUUGCUAACUCAGCAAAUGAAACCUUUGCAAACUCAAGGACACCCUCCUAUGUUGGAAUGGCAAGCAGCACUACAGUAAACAUGUCUAUGGCAGGAGCUGACAAUGAUAACUUUGGGUGUCCCCAGACAAGCCUAUCCAUGCAAAUUUCAGGAAUGUCACCUCAACUGCAGUAUAUCAUGCCUUCACCAACAAGCAAUGCUUUUAGCAGUGGGCAGCCACACCAAGGUUCUUACAAUGCAUUUAGACUACAUAGUCCAUGUGCUUUGUAUGGAUACAAUUUUUCCACUUCCCCUAAACUAGCUUCAAGCCCUGAAAAAAUGGUAUCUUCACAGGGAAGUUUUUUGGGAUCCUCUCCAAGUGGAACCAUGACCGAUCGUCAGAUUCUUCCCCCUGUGGAUGGGGUUCAUCUCCUAGGUGGAGCCGGACAGCAAAACUUCUUUGACUCUAGAGGAUUAGGAAGUUUAACAUUAUCAACAUCUCAAGUAUCUGCACAUAUGGUUUGACAGGGAGUGUUAUGAAAGCAUAUGUUUCUUUAUGGUAAUGAACUUUUAACUCAUUUUUAUUUAGUUUGUAAAUUAUGUAUAUGUGUAAAUAUAUUACCACACAAGCAAUGCACUACCUUGCUGUCUAUGUGGUUUUAAUGAUUGUUUUUUGUAUUUCUUGUAGUUUUCUUAUGCACAAAAUAAAUAGAAAAACAGACACAACCACUCACUUAGGAAAAGUCUUCCACCAAUUAAACGUGUUCUGCAAGAACCAUUUGUAAGCUAUGUUCUUGUAUAUAUUCUGAUAUUCAGCAAUUAUAAUAAUGAAUAUAGAGUUUUAAAAACAGUUUACAUUGUUUACUAAUAUAUUUGUUUAAAGAGCUCCCUUGCAGUUUCACAUAGCAAUAUGGGCCAAUGCAAAAUUAAAUCAUCAAUGCAAAAUGACAAAAGGCCGUUUAUAGUUUAAUGUGUUUUUGAUAGCUUUGGGAUAGCUUAAUCUACUGUCAGGGUCUUCAAUAAAAAAAUGAUGUAAAGGGAAAAGCUGGGGUUUUCCAAUUAAUAGCAACCUGCACGUUUUUCUGAUGGUUCUCAAUGGAAUACUGUACCAACACCUUUUUUCUAGUUUAAUUUUUAACUUUUAUAAUUAAUUCCAGAAACAGGAAGAAAUUGGUGAAAUAAUUUCAGAAAUGAAUAAAUUAAGGAUAUGAAAACUUGUCCGGAGUAUGGAAGAUGUGUUUCAUAGACAUGAAGCACCAUGCAGUCACUUUCAUUUUCUAAACUGUGUGAGAAAACUGGAAAAUAAAUAUACCAAUUGGUGGUUUGUGAAUACCUUCAGUUUCCUGGUGGUUUUACAUCUACCACAUCUACUAAAGUCGAACAGCAGAUAAAUUGUUGAAAACCACCAGUUUAGAUGACACCAUUGAACACUAUGCCACCCCAAUUUUAUUUAUAAGUGAUAAUUACAAACCACCAAAUUUAUCAAGUAGCUGUUUUGCAAACCUCAGCUAAAGCUGCUGAAAAAAAUCAUCAUGUUAGGAUGCUCAAUACACAAUACCAAACAAUGUGGUCAAUUAUUAUAUAUUAUUAAUGAAGCAAAUAACAUUAAUAAAUCUUUUACACGAGCAAUAUUAUUUUAUUACUAUAUUAAGAAGUAAAGUUAAUGUUUAUUUUUUUAGAAUGCAAUAUUAUUUAUGUAUUCAAUAUAUUAUAUGUGCAAUAAAAUAUUUUUAUGAAUGGGCAACAAUUUGUAUUUUAUGAUGUAGGCACUAUAUAGAGCCAUUAGAUAAUAAUUGUUGCCCAUGUCAAAAUAUUUUUCCCCCCCCCCAAUCUAUAUAUAUAAAAUCGUAUGUAUGUAUGUAUAUUUGUUCCAGCAUAACUCUGGAAUGCCUGGAGCAAUUUACACCAAACUUGGUACACAUAUGCCUUACAAUCUGGAAAGAAAUACUGUGGGGGUUAGAGACCCCUAUCACCCAUAGGGGUGGGGGUGGGAAGGGGGUGACAUGUAAAAAUCCAUAAUUUUUGUGCAUAACUCUGGAAUGCCUGGAACAAUUAACACCAAACUUGGUACACAUAUGUCUUACAAUCUGGGAACAAAUACUGCGGGUGUAAGACACCCCUAGGGGUGGGAAGGGGGUGACAUGUAAAAAUCUAUAGUUUUUGGGCGUAACUCUAGAAUGCCUGGAGCAAAUUACCACAAACUUGGUACACAUAUGACUUACAAUCUAGAAAAAAAUACUGUGGGGGUAAGAUACCCCUAGCACUCCUAGGGGGUGGGUAGGGGGUGACAUGUAAAAAUACACAGUCUCCGGGCAUUACUCUGGAAGGCCUGGAGCAAUAUGCACCAAACUUGGUACACAUAAGACUUACAAUCUGGACAAAAAAACUGUGGGGCUAAGACACCCCUGGCACUCCUAGGGGGUGGGGGUGGGAAGGGAGUGACAUGUAAAAAUCCAUAUUUUUCUGGCAUAACUCUGGAAUACCUGGAGCAAUUUACACAGAGGCACACAUGGGUAGGGGCAGAGGCACCCAUGUGUAAGGGCAGAGCCACCCACAGGUAGGGGCAGAGGCACACAUUGGUUGGGGCAAAGGCACCCAUAUGUAAGGGUAGAGGCACCCACGGGGAGGAGCAGAUGCACACAUGGGUAAGGGCAAAGGCACCCACAGGUAAGGAAAGAGGAACACACAGGUAGGGGCAGAGGCACACACAGGUAGGGGCAGAGGCACACAUGGGUAGGGGCAGAGGCACACAUGGGUAGGGUUACAGACACACACAGGUAGGAGCAGAGGCAAACAGGUAGGGGCAGAGGCACCCAUGGGUAGGGGCAGAGGCACACACAGGUAGCAGCAGAGGCACCCAAAGGUAAGGACAGAGGCACCCAUGGGUAGGGGCAGAGGCAUAUGGGUAGGAGCAGAGGCACCUACAGGUAAGGGCAGAUGCACACACGGAUAGGGGCAGAGGUACACACGCUUGGGGGCAGAGCCAUACUUUAGUGUCAAAGAUAUGCAAGGAGACCUAGGGCCCUUUGACAAAAAGCCUGCAAACCUAACAUAUUUAACAUACAGUGGGCGGAGCAUGGCCUGUCAUCCCAGCAUGUACAGCACUAAACAGGGCAGCAGCAGAGGCGGGACGGGGAAGAGAAGGAGGUGGAUUAUUAUCCUCAGAACUAGCAUUUUGACAGCAUCAAUCUGGGUAAGGCCAGAGGUGUGGCCUGACAAACAUUGGCAUUAUUCUUUAAAUUCCAUAGCGAAGCAUGGGUAUUCAGCUAGUUAACAAUAAAGUAACAAGUAAUACUGCACAUUUAAUAUAAUAAAUAAAUAAGUAAAUAAAUAAAUAAAUAAUAUUGCACUCUUAAAAAAUAAACAUUAAUUUUGCCCCUUAACUUGAUAAGGUCUGUGCUGGGGUUCAUGCCACCCCUUUAAUGGCUCCAAAUGCAGCUUGAUCGGAAAAACCUUAAAAAGAGGGCUACACUGCUCUCCACUGGGAGAAGGGUAAAUAUAUAGCUGAGAGGGAGUGAUUCAUAAUGGGGAUGAUGUUGGGCAGAGCUGUGAGCAGACUGAAAUGAUCCAGUAUAUACUCAAACCCUUUACUAGUAUAUUAAUAAAGCAAUAUUGCCUCCAUAGAAUAUGUAUUAAUGUUAUUUAUUUCAUAAAGUGGUGCAUAAGCAUUGCCAUUUGGAUAUUUAUUUAAUGGGGGAUGGGGGUGGGGGCAAUGGGGCUUCAGAAUGAAAAGAUAAUUUCUAUAGUAGACAAGUUUGAUAACAUGAUAGCUGUCGUUUACUAAUGAAACCGAAUUUCCAAGAAUAUUAUUGGCCAGGAUUUGCUUUUGUGCCCUUUGUUAAUAUGAUAUUCUUCAUAUCUUGACACUUAUUAAGUUCUCUUCAAGUGGUGUGUUAUUGGUCAACACGGGGACCCCCCUUUCUCAUGAGGGCAUGUGCCUUAUAUCCUUAUUUGUCCUCAUAUGUCCUUAUUUGAAAAUUGUAGUGUGUGGGGGGGCAAUUUUCUUUCUGGCAAAGGGCACCAAAAAGUCUACUUUAAGUAUUGGUUUGCUGCCACUGCUACCUCUAAUGCUGUUGCUGACUUGAUUAUAUAAUUAUUGUAUUUAAUGGCAAAUGCAAUUUCAUGGUAUAAACGUUAUCAAUAAAAUAGAAGUCCUGCUGUAACAUUCAUUGCUGUUAACAUGUAAAUAAGUUACCAGCAGUAACCAGUCAAUUAAAAAUAAAUAUUAAUUAUUAAUAUUUAAUUAGCAAAAUAUUCCAGUGUGACUAAAACUGUUUACACAAUAAAUAAAUACCCCUACUAUAUUUUUGCAUUAUUUAAAUAAUGUGCAAAUUAGAAAAAUUAAGAAUUUCACUUGUUUUUAUUGUGUGAAAAUUUUUCUAUUUUUUUUCCACACUCCUUCCUCUAACCUUUGCUGUGACCAACAGAAACAUAAUUGCACUGCUCUGAGUUUUUGCACUUAAGAUUUGCACAUUAUUUAACUAUGGGUAUUUAAUAUAGAAUUAUGACUGUAUAGUAAGUGCCAUAUGAAAUGACAUAAGUAAGUAGAGGUAUGGGCCAUUUUCACUAUAAUGCUUAGGAUUUAGAAUUUUCACAUAAAUGCACAACAUAUGAGCACCAUGCCUAAAUGUAACUAAAGCAUUUUAAAAUUACAAGUCUUUCCACACUGUACCCCUCCAUUACACAUUGCCAGGGCAGCACUGAUCCUACAGUAUCCGUGGGUGGAUGCUCUUGGUGAUCAAUUAUCACCAAGUAUCAAAAAAUAUUUAUUCAUAUUUUCUUGUGUGAGGAUUUUUGGGUACCUUUCAAAACUGACUGCUAUGUACAAAGUCAGAAACCACUAUUAUUAUAAACUAAAAAUAAUUGAAAUAAUCCAACAAAGUUUGAAAAUACACAUAUUCAGUACAGGUUUAGUCUCCCAUAUCCAAAAUGCUUGGAACCAAAAGUAUUUUGGAUUUUUUAUUUUUCUGUAUUUUGGAGAAUUUACAUGCCACAUUGAGAUAUCUUGGGGAUGGGACCCAAGCCUAAAUACUAAGGCCGGUAUCCAUUUGCCAGCAUUAAAUUACCGCACUGCAAAAACAGACUUUUUAGUCUGCUGGUAUUAUUGGGCUGUCCAAUUACAGCCCAUUUUUACCAUACGGUAAAUGACCCAUUUUUUUGGACAAUCCAGAAUAACUUCUUGGACUCAUGAGUUUUCACGUAAAAAUGGUUCUAUGAGGGCUUCUUAUCAGGGAUUCUGCUUUGUGUGCCUGAGGCACGCAAACUCUAAUCCCAGAUAAGUGCUGGCUGUCAGGGGCUAAUUGGAUAGCCCUGAGGGUAUCCAUUAACCACGGUAAUUUACCACAGUUAAUUGGAUAUCCCCCUAAUUGCAUUUAUGUUUCAUAAACACCUUAUACACACAGCCCAAAGAAGAGGCAUAUCUAUAAUGGGUGCAGUGUGUGUAGUGCACAGGGGCACAUGCUGCACCAUUUUUCAGUACUUACCUCUCAGUCCAGCAGUGCUAUGGCAGUGCUACAAAAUCACCAGUAAAAUGGCGCUGUUUGCAAACGGGACCCCUACUCUCUUAAUAUACCCGUUGCCUGAAGGUAACUUUAUACAAUAUCUUUAAUAAUUUUGUGCAUGAAACAAAGUUUGUGCAUAUUGAAGCAUCAGAAAGCAAAAGUGUCACUAUCUCAGUCACACUCAAAAAAUGUUGGAGUUCAGUUAUCAUAUUUUCAUAUCAUAUUAUGGGAGACUUAACCUGUAUAUGUACUUGAAUAAAAAAAAAUUAUUGUUGUGUAAAAAAUGUGGAAUACGGAAGAGUGGUAUGUAUUGAAGAUGAUAACACUGAAAUUUUAUUAUUUAAAGUGACCAGUAAUUUAUACUGCUGCUUAGGUGAACAACAAAGGCAGCCACUGAGAUGAAUGCUUUUCAUGUAGUUUGGACACAAAGUUUUCUGUCUACAGCAAAUUCUGCAAAAUGCUCAUAUUACCAGUUAUUUAUGCACACUAAGGUGAAUUUUGUUUGGAGCCAAUUAACCUACCAGUAUAUUUUUGGAUUGAUGGAGGAAACCAGAGUACCCGAAGGAAUCCCAUGCAAGCACAGGGAGAAUAUACAAACUCCACACGGUUAGGGCCAGUGUGGGAAUUGAACCCUUGACCUCAGUGCUGUGAGGCUGUAAUGCUAACAAUUACGCUGUCCAUGCUAUACAGUGGAAUUACAGAUAUCAUAAUUGGUACAUACUGUAUUAGUAGAAAUAGUCAUUAAAAAAAAUACAUAAUAUGCAGAAAUUAAUUUGAUUAAAAAUUAACAAAAAGAAAAUAUAAGUUACUAUAUAUAGAAAAACUACUAAUUGCAUUGAAGUCAUUUAUUUUUGUUAUUUUAGUUAACCUUUUAAUAAAGUUCGCUCCUGCAAAUGUUUUAACUUUCUUAUUGACCAUUCCUUAGAGGUUAUAAUAAUAAAAAAUUUCAGAUAAAUUACAAGGGGUAGGUGGGGGAUUUUUGCUGGCACACAGAAGACUUGCAGCCAAUAAUCCAUUUGAAGGAAGUCAUAUUGCUAUAAAUAGCUGAAAACAAUAACCAGUGCUCAACUGCACAAUAAAUGUAAACAUAUCAAAUAUAAGUUCUAUGAACUUAUAUACAUAUAUAUUUGUGAGUUAUCUUUUUAUUGUUUUGUUUAAAUAAUAGCCAUUUUGUAUGUUAGGUUUAGCAAUCUUUAAGACAGCAGAGUCUUUGAAAUAUAAAAUAUAACAGUAAGAAAAACCUAGGGCUAAUUCAAUUCACAGAUGAACUGCAAAAUUUUUCACUAUGUAUCCAUCAAGGGACUGUCACUGUAGAGCAAAAGUCUUUAAUGUAAUGGUAAAAAAAUAGAUUUUACUCAGUAAAUAAAUUAUUUUAUUUUAUUUUAAUCAUUCAUGGGUCCACUAGGUUCAUCUAUUGCUUGCAAUCUAAAAAUAUUAAACAUAUUCUUACAAUCUUAAGUACCUUUCUCAAUCAAAUUUAAUAAUAUUGGCAUUCCAAGAUAUAUUUUGAAGCCUAAAACAUUAUAUUGUCAAUUUUCAUACAAUCUCUAGCUAGGUGGGUAAUUUACCGGUAAAGUCCUAAAUUUAAGGCUUGAGGUUUUUUUUUACUUUAGCAAUUUACAUAAUCACUGAAGACCAACUAUCUACUCAAGCAUCUUCGGACACUGCUGAAAUAAAAUGCACUUGGACAAUGACUUGCGCAUAUUUGUAAAACUUAAGCAUAUUUAUUAUUUCAAAAUCUUAUCUGUCUGGAUUGGGUUUGCCUCUGAUGAGACACAUCUGAUAUUGCCCAUGUUCGAAAAAAGCUCUACAUACUGUAUAUUUUUUUUAACAUUUUGAUUACAAUUUAAGAAUUUAAAAUAAACAUAUUUGAUAUGUCACUAUUAUUUAAUUUGUAAUGUUUAUUUUUUAAGUUUCCAUUUUGAAGGUAGUGUAGUUUUCAUUGUUAUUAAAAUGUUUUUAUGAGAAAAUA
This is a messenger RNA of Pseudophryne corroboree (corroboree frog), 9106 nucleotides long. It is a transcript of the gene TBX18, whose product is annotated as T-box transcription factor 18. Gene Ontology annotation, cellular component: nucleus. Lineage: Eukaryota; Metazoa; Chordata; Amphibia; Anura; Myobatrachidae. Bases 428 to 2158 code for a protein of 576 amino acids. Gene Ontology annotation, molecular function: RNA polymerase II cis-regulatory region sequence-specific DNA binding; DNA-binding transcription factor activity, RNA polymerase II-specific. Gene Ontology annotation, biological process: cell fate specification; somitogenesis; regulation of transcription by RNA polymerase II. The record is from RefSeq and is a predicted model, not a curated record. The transcript has 8 exons.